Molecule: messenger RNA, 863 nt
Organism: Hydra vulgaris (swiftwater hydra)
Lineage: Eukaryota; Metazoa; Cnidaria; Hydrozoa; Anthoathecata; Hydridae
Molecular function (GO): DNA binding
Source: RefSeq, a predicted model, not a curated record
GAUAUAAAAAAUAGCCAAUGUAAAAACGCAAAAUUAUCAUUAGACGUAAACAUCUAAAGCGACUUAGUUUGCUAUUUUAAUUGCUAAAUUAACGUUACGUAAAUGUACUAUAAAAACUAGGACUUUGCCCAAGUGGGUAUUGAAUUUUUUUUGAUUUGAGUAAAUGCUUCGUCCUGGGCUUCAGCUAGUUAUUCUUUUUUUAGCUGUACCUACACAAUAUUUGAUAUCAAAAUGGAUGACUCCGCAACAAGAGUAUGAACGUCAGUACCUGACUAGUAGAUUUCUUCGUGAUAGUAUUAAUCUGUUUAAAAAGCUCACUAAUGUUUCUGAAUGGAAUAGCAUUAUUUCACAAUUGCAUUACAAGCUUUUUUACUUGGAAAAUGGUGAAUGUCCUGCAAAAGAAGUUAUGCUAUAUAAUGAACCAAAUGGUUAUUUUGCAGAAUCACCAGAGCCACGAACAGAUCGUGCUAAUGUUAAAUACCGAAUUGGACAGGUUAUAAUUCAUAAAAAGUCUGGGUUUAAAGGAGUUAUAUCAGGCUGGGAUUACAAAACAAAAGCUCCAGAUCUUUGGAUACAAGCCAAUAACUUGGAUAAAUUUUUGCUGAAUCAACCAAGCUAUUCUAUUUUGGUGGACACUAAGUCUCGAGUAAAUUUCAAGAUUGCUUAUGUUGUUGAAGACCAUCUAGAAGUUGUUUUAAACCAUGAGGUUGAUCAUCCAGAUAUAAUUGACUAUUUUGAGUUAUUUGAUGGCUCUCAAUAUCUUGCUCGUCCCUGGCUUAAAGAACUUUAUCCUUUAGACUGAUUUCUUUUUUUUUUUUUUUAAUUUGUUUUUCUAUGUUAUAAAUAUUUAAAAAUGUUCUUUA